CUGAUAAAACCUAACCUAAUGAAAAUUAAAUGUACAAUUUAUUUAGUAAUCUACACUUGUAACUGGGAUUUUUGUUUAGAAUAGUAGCAUGUUUAUUUAAUUAUCUUGGUGUUAAAUGUAAUAUAAACAAUUUUGUAACAGAAAUUAAAAAUGAAAGCUUAUAGGCGUGUGUGUAACUAUGCAACAGCAGCAGUAAAACAAGAAGCACAGUAUCAGAUUCCAACAGCAUCCCGUACUGACAAGAAAAAUCCGGUUUGUAUAUUCCCUACAAUUAAUGAAAUUUGGUUGAUUUUGGAAAUAAUAAAUAAAAUGUACAUUUUUAGGCGGAUCAUGACAGUCAUGAUUUAUCAAAAUUUUACACCAUAGAUGCAAAAACAGUUAGUAGUAUAUUUUAUACUGGUGGUUUACCAAAGCCUUUCGUUGAACAAACCACGGUUUUUGCUGAAACUGCAUUAAUGGUACGAAAUCCAGCAUUAGAAAUUAUACAUAGCCUCAAAUCGGCUGAUUAUCAUAAACCAGCUCGCCGCUACUUGCUAUGUAUCCUUUGAGUACUAUAUCAUAGUUCAUAUAAUCUAAAAAUGAAAUUUAUGCGUACAUAUUAUUAAAAUUAAUAUAUUCCUUAGUUUACUAUUCAGAUGGUCAGACUGGUAGUGGUAAAUCACUCAGUCUUGCACACAUACUUCAUUAUGCUUACAGUUCCAAGUUUAUUUUAUAUCAUAUCCCCUAUGGUAAAAUUAUAAUUUAUAAUUUACAGUAAUUGUUGAUAUUUUUUUAAAAAAUUGUUUGUUUUAGUACCAAUAUGGCUUAAAUAUGGCCGCAAAGAAGUCAACUGGUCACCUACAAAAAAUGGUUUAGCUGAUGUACCUUUAAUAGCAGCACAAUGGCUAAAACAUUUCAAACAUCAAAAUGGUGCUUUAUUAGAUGAACUCAAUGUAAUUAAUUUUUAGAAAAAUAUGAUCAUAUUGUAGUUAUAAAUAUAUAUAUAUAUAUAUAUUAUUAUAGUUCAAAUAUACAUUAUAACUAUUAUUAUUUGUAUUUUAAGCUUACAACAAGUCAAGAUUAUAUUUGGAGUAUACGGGAAACUACACCUAAAGGAACUACAUUAAACGAAUUCAUUUCGCAUGGCAUAAAUAGAGCCAAGUUUGCAUGUGACUGUAUGGAUUAUCUACUAAAUGAAUUAAAAGCACAUUGUUCAAAUAAUAAGUAAGUCUAGCCUAAUAAACUAUUGCUUUAGUUCUUCUUAAAUAUAAUAGCAACUAUUAAAUGCUGUGGCAGUAAAUUUAAAAAAAUUAUUAUUGUAAUUGUGACCACACUCAUUUGUUUUGUAUAACUUAGCAAAUUUGUAUUCAGCAAAACCAACUUUGUGCCGUUUGGUUUAAUAUAGGUAAGAGUAAGUUGAUCUAUUGUCAAACUUAACAGUAAGAAUAUUAUCUGUAUUUGUAGUUUUCUAAGUAUAUUCAUUUUUUUUCAAUAUUUUAAUUUUUAAGUGAGGUAUAAUUGAAAAUUCAUGUAUCUUGUCUGAAAAUUAAAAUAUUAAACAAAAAAUAAACUUAUAAACAUAGAUAAUAUUCUUAUUUUAGAUUUUGAGUGUAACAAAAAGUGUAUUGGUUUUACUAAAAUGUUUAUUUUUUUUUUUUAUACUCUGUACAAAAAUUCUACCAACAAAAAUCUGGCUCCGAUAUAUACGCGUGGCACCACUUCUUAAAUAUUGUCCAGGUGGUACUUUUGGGAGGACAUUUUUUUUGAUUUUCCAAGCGGUUUUCAUCUAGAAAAAACAUAAGAAAAACAGGAAAUUUAUGAAAUGAUACUUUUAUUAUUUUAUAAUUUUGUUAUUUGUUGUAAUUCAGUUAAAAAUAUUCAUACAGUCUUGAAAUUUGGACAGGAAAUUAAUAUCUGCCUCUUCUAGACGUGGCAAAAUUUUCAACAAAUUUAAGUCAUUUUUGAGCUAUUUAUAGACAUUUUAACUUUGCAAGUUUUGUAUGCAAUUUGUAUUCGGUAGGUACUCUGUGGUAAGAUUGUUUGAAAUGCUUGAAAGUUAAACACGAGGUUCAUGAUGAGUCUUACUUUGCGGUAAAAAAAAUUUGAGUUUAAUGUAGUAUUUUUUUUUAAUAAAGGAAUUACUAUUUCUAACAAAUCUAAUUUUUCAAUUUUUUUUUUCCAAACAUAUGUAUAUUAUGUAUCGUUACUUACAGAAAUACAUUAAAUUACUUAUAAAAGUGGUUGCACUCGUUUCCUUUUUCCUAGAACAACUUUUUAAGUUAAAUACUAAGUCAAUAUACUUAAAUAUUUAAAUAGCACAAAAAUGGAAUAGAAAUAUUGUAUUACAAAUAGUUCUUUGUUUAUUAUGAUUNUGUUUGAAAUGCUUGAAAAUUAAACACGAGGUUCAUGAUGAGUCUUACUUUGCGUUAAAAAAAAUUUGAGUUUAAUGUAGUUUUUUUUUUAAUAAAAGAAUUACUAUUUCUAACAAAUCUAAUUUUUCAAUUUUUUUUUUUCCAUACAUGUAUAUUAUGUAUCGUUACUUACAGAAAUACAUUAAAUUACUUAUAAAAGUGGCUGCACCCGUUUCCUUUUUCCUAGAACGUCUUUUUAAGUUAAAUACUAAGUCAAUGUACUUCAAUAUUUAAAUAGCACAAAAAAUGGAAUAGAAAUAUUGUAUUACAAAUAGUUCUUUGUUUAUUAUGAUUAAUUUAACUUUUAAGUAUUAUNUAAUAAUAAAAAAGUAAUUCUGCUGAAUGAAAAUUUGUUUUUUACGUGCUUAUAAAUCAAGAACAACUAAUUAGUGUGUUAGAUGUCUUUUUAAUACACAUAUUUUCAAAAAAUCAACUGAACAAUUGUACAAAAUCCAAGCAUAUAGACUUGUAUUAUGAAUUACUUUUAGAAUUUUUUAUAGUUAGACAAUUAUACGCAAUGUCUUCACAGUUUUUAAAUUUUUUUAUUUAUAGUUGUGGUAAUUAAAGUGUAAUGUAAUGUAGUUAACUAUGAUAAAUUAGUCAAACGUUGAUUCAAACUUUUGAGAUGAAACCUAACCACCACGUAUAUAGUUUAUAUUAUUUUGAUAAACUGUGUAUAUACCUCAUUAAUCAUUAAUAUAACUUCAAUAGUAAAAUUAUGUAUUUUUUUUAUAUAUAUAUAUGAUUGGAAAAAUUAAAACUAAAUAAAUGUUUUAGUAAAAAUGUCUAAAACUCAUUGCAAAACCUUAUUUUUCAUAAAAUCUUGAAUAUUUAUAAAUUAUUAAAUUAUAGCUAAAAAGAUAAUGAACAAAUAUCAUUAAGGUAAAAAUAAGGACUGAAUAAUUCUGACAGGCCAAGAAUUAAAACUUAUACUUUUAAGUUAACAGAAUAUUAUAAUCUUAAUAUAGAUACAAUGAUAUAUUUAAUUAUUUAUUAUUUAUUGAUUGUUACAAAUGAAAAGUAUAAACAUAUCUUUUUUUAAUGUGUGUUAAUUUUCAAAAUUUUCAAUUUUGAUUUAAUACUAUGGUUGGCUGAUUAAUAAAUAAAUGCAGGCUGUAGUUACUCAACACUGCUGUAAACUAUAUUAAUUAACCAUAACACAUACAAUAAAAUACUGUUUUUAAUAUGUUUAUAUGUAAAAUUUUAGAUGCAAAAUGUUAGUAGCAAUAGAUGGGUUUAAUGCAUUCUUUAAUGAGAAAACAGAUUUGAAAACGGAGGAUAGAGUUAAAGUUACUCCUCAACAAGUUAGCAUGGUCCAAACAGGGUUAUCAGCUGUUCUUUCUGACUGGGUAAUAUAAUAAAAUUAACAUUUAAUAUUUGUAAUGUAUUAACUAUUUUAUUAACUUAUAAUAGAAUAAUGGUGCAAUAGUUAUGGUUACAUCACCUAGAGCAGCUUUAAAUACAAGAAGGGAGUCUCAUUUGCCUAUUUACCUAAUUGGACGACAAGUAAAACAAUAUUUUAUUUUUAUUAAAUUUAUUAACUAUUAUUUAUUUUUGUAAAAAACAUCUUUCAAUGGUCAUUCAAAUAUUAUUAUUUUAAUAAUAAGUUUCAAAUUUUGUAUCUUUUGCAAGUAUUAAAUUUGUUUAGUUUUUUGUUUUCUAAAUGAAUAUUAAAAACAUGACAAUAUUGUUAACAGUUUUUAUUCUCAUUUGAAUUAAAUUAUAAAAAAAAAAAAAAAAAAAAUUAACAUUGCAAUUACUAGAAAAUGUUUAUUUCUGUAUAUACUCUUAGGUUAUCCAUAUGUUUUUGAAAAUCAAUUAAAAUAAUUUUUAGUUCUCCAAUUUACAUUAUUUUAUUAAAAUUAUAAAUUUGUUUUAUUUCUCAUUACUUUUGUGUAUUAUCUUAACCGUAUUUAAAUUAGUUUUUAACAUAUAUUUUUUUUAGGGAUUUGAACACAUUGAUCCAUUCAUUCCAGUAUUGGUUCCUGAGCUGUCUACAAUAGAAUUUAAUAAUAUGUUAGAUUAUUAUGAAGAAAAAAGAUGGCUACAAAAACCAGGUGGGAGAAAGGAAUUAGAAUUCUUGACUUCCAAACUACCAGCUGAUUUAAUGCUACGAUGUGCUUCCCUCUAAUAAUGCAAGUGUUCUUUAUUUCUUGAGACUGUAAAAAGUAGAAUCAAUUUGUCUAUGUAAUCUAUUCCCUAAAGAAAAUGUAGUUAUAUCUAAUUAACUAUUAAAAUAUGUUCAAAUUAAAAAAAAUUCUUGUAAUUUCUUCAAUGAUAUUAUGAUAUUACAAAGAGCAAGAUUAUUUUAUCUAAUAUAAUAAUAAUCAAAAUAUUUUAAAUCAAUAAAUGAGAGUAUAAUUAAAGUAAUAACAUACUUUUACUGAUAUUGAUAGUAACAAUAUCAAUUUAAUAAUGUUUGUUAUGAUUUACUCACAAGCACU
Molecule: messenger RNA, 4834 nt
Organism: Cinara cedri
Lineage: Eukaryota; Metazoa; Arthropoda; Insecta; Hemiptera; Aphididae
Source: the annotation of a GenBank genome assembly